Bursaphelenchus xylophilus (pine wood nematode) is the source of this 1723-nucleotide messenger RNA. The record is from the annotation of a GenBank genome assembly. NCBI's taxonomy places the organism in Eukaryota, Metazoa, Nematoda, Chromadorea, Rhabditida, Aphelenchoididae.
AUGGAGUACGGUGUGGAAGAAAAAGCUUGGUCUGUGGUUUGGUAUGGCAAAUACGGUUCGCCGAUAAAUGUUCAAAGGGAAUACAGGAUGAAAUACGGGCGUAAGGCCCAACCCAGAUCGCAAGACAUUUCGGCGUUGGUGGAAUAAGUUCCUUGAGAUUGGCAGCGUUAACAGGAAACAAAAAAAGCAGGAAAGAUGGGUACGAACGUAGCUGAAAAUGGAAGAAGUUUUGUCAAAAUUCCGAGAAAAUCCGCAUAUGAGUACACGAAGUUUGGCCAGAACCGAGGGAAUGCCUUCACCAAGGACCAUUCGACGAACUCUGGAGGUUGAUCUUCACUUUUUGUGCUUAUUCUCAUCGUCGAUUUUCAGGAGGGGAAAUUCCACCGUAUUUUUCUUCUCACCGUACUCCAUUUUCGGACACACCGGGAAAGGCCGAAAAAACAACCGAAAAACGACCAAAAAAAUGAACUUCAAGAAUAAAUGCAAUAACUGUAGAUGACACUUACCUAUGUAUAACAUAUUUGGUAUCAGACAAAAUGGGGUUGUCUGAGGAUUCAGGGAAAAAAAGAAUUUUAAAAUUUGGCCGAAAAUUAAAGAAGUUAUAGCCAAUUCAAAUCGGGCACCGAAUUUGGUACACCCUGUACUUGGUAUACAUACGCGACACUUCUGAUUGAUUUCAGAAGGUGGCGAUCGACUUCCAUUGACUGUUCAUCUCUGAUUUUCGUCACGUCCAAAUUCUGGAUCGCUCGGAGGGUUUCCGUAUCCAGCGUCAUGACUCUAUACGGGAUCUGCGUGAAUUCGGAGCCAAAAUCCGAGGGCCUGGUGAUUACUUUACGUAGGAUCCUUGCAAUAAGGCUCCUAAUGAUGGACUUUUAAAAGCGUUUCCGGAAGAUCCAUUUUUCUGAAAAUCUGGUAAUGUUCUGAUUUUGACUUUUUUCUUAAAGGACCACAAAAGGUAUUUUUUGAACCGAAAUUUGCUCGGCUAAAAAAUUGACUAUCAGGGAUUUUCGCGUCGAGAAAAUUCCGAAGAACAAACGUUGUCGGUUUAUUUUCGGAUGAAAAGAUUUUCCGAGCUUCUGUUCAGAGCUCUUUGUACAUUGUCUGGCAAUUUGACUUGAUGCAAGGAAGCAUUAUGACCGUUUUUGCAGUUUCAAUUUGGACCACCACCUCGAGAACAACAUGUAAGUCAAUAUUUUAGUGUUUUUAGCGAGUUUAGGUAAUUUUUGACAUGACAGAGCAAGAAAACGAGUGUAGUUCCGUAAUAAGGCAUCGAGGAGUGCUGUUGGCCGAGUUUUUGGAAAGUUAUAGUCAAAAAAUUGACCAAAAUCUCUAGUGUAAUAUACGUUUUCAGGAAUUCGAAUCCGGAUGCUGCCAGACGGCUUCAUUCUUUUCACGAGGACUCGCAAAAGCAUCUUACGAGGUAUGAGACCGGUAUAAAUCAAUGAACGUUCAACAUUUAGGCUUUUCCUUGAGCUGAUGUCAAAAUCUGAAAGGUGAGGUUUGCCCUUGUUUUCAUGGUCUAGGUGAGGAAAUCUUUGCUCCGUGAGCAAGAAAAUCGGUUUGGUUUCCUAAUGAUGCUAUCUUGACUGUGGUUGCACCAUUUUGCGCCAUACUAAUAGCAAAGCCAUGAUCACUCGGUCCGGUAUAAUAUAAUUUUUUCAGGCGAAUCCCUCUCGAUUUGCAGGAAUCCCGGCCCACUCCGCUCCCAUGCCCGCCAGCCUGA